Messenger RNA from Cylicostephanus goldi, 630 nucleotides. Lineage: Eukaryota; Metazoa; Nematoda; Chromadorea; Rhabditida; Strongylidae. The record is from the annotation of a GenBank genome assembly.
AUGAGGCGUGAAGCACAAUUCAAGCAUCGUAUGCUCGAUAUGGUGAUUGGAAAAAACAAUCCCUUAAGGAGAAGAAAGAGUAUAAUUGAUAGGCACGGUUUAAGAUGUUUGGAAAAAUCUAAAGAUGAUAUUGGUAGCUCAAGAACAACUCAUUCCAGAAUCCGUGAGCUGAUGCCAGAUAAGGUUAUGGAUAAAAAUUUAUACGGACUGAUGAAGGCUGUAUCUAGACACACAAAGGACCCCAAUGUACAGAAACUGUUAUCUCCAAAUCUAUUUCCACUUUAUAAAGAUAAAUCCAAAGAUAGUAUCCUACCACUGCCAGAAGUUUUGAAAGAAAUUGGCUUACAUUCUGGUGAUCGAAAGGCUGUUAUUGAGCUCUUGAUGGAAGUUACAGGUGUAAACGAUGUCGUUGAAAAGUCCUUGCGCUAUGUUAACGAUCUCAAGUCGUUGAAAUUGGACAAAGACAUAAAUGAGAUUACAGCUGCGAUAGAUGGCGUUUUCAGAAAUCUUGAGAAGAGUUUAGACUCAGAACAAAAACAAGAGCUAAAAACGCGUCACUUUGCUUUCCUCAAAAAAGAACAGUUGGAGAAAUUGUUUGAAAAAGAAUUUCAACCACCAACCACCCUUUAG